Rubroshorea leprosula is the source of this 2442-nucleotide messenger RNA. The record is from the annotation of a GenBank genome assembly. NCBI's taxonomy places the organism in Eukaryota, Viridiplantae, Streptophyta, Magnoliopsida, Malvales, Dipterocarpaceae.
GGGCCAUUGGAUGGUCCUAAUUGAUGCUGCAAAAGGAUCUGCAACACAACCACCGGAUUUGUCACUUUAUCCUGCAGAUUUUGUGGUACUCUCGUUUUAUAAGCUAUUUGGAUAUCCAACUGGUCUUGGUGCUCUUGUUCUCCGGAAUGAUGCGGCCAAGUUACUGAAAAAGGCUUAUUUCAGUGGAGGUACAGUUGCUGCCUCAAUUGCCGAUAUUGACUUUGUUAAAAGAAGAAAAGGUGUGGAGCUUUUUGAGGAUGGUACGAGUUCAUUCCUGAGCAUUGCAUCUAUCCGUCAUGGAUUCAAAAUACUCAAUUCCCUAACUGCAUCUGCGAUCUUCCGGCAUACAGCAUCACUUGCAAUAUAUGUGAAGAAAAAGCUCUUACUUUUGAGGCAUGCAAAUGGAGCCAGUGUCUGCACAGUUUAUGGAAGCCAAACUUUGAAGGUUUCUAGUCAUGAAUCUGGUCCCAUAGUCUCUUUCAACCUGAAAAGACCUGAUGGUUCUUGGUUUGGAUACCGGGAGGUUGAAAAAUUGGCAUCCCUAUCUGGAAUUCAGCUACGGGAUGCUUUUGUAAUCCUGGUGCAUGCGCAAAAUAUCUUGGCUUGUCCCAUUCAGAUCUUCUUUCAAAUAUAGAGGCUGGGCAUAUUUGCUGGGAUGACAACGAUAUACUGCAUGGAAAACCAACUGGAGCUGUUAGAGUAUCAUUUGGUUACAUGUCCACAUAUGAGGAUGCCAAGAAUUUUAUGGAUUUUGUAAGACGCUCCUUUGUAUCAAUUCCAAGUGGGCAUGGAAAUGGGUAUCCGUUGGCAGCCAGGUCCAUUCCUUUUCACUGUGAAGGCAUUGAAAGGCAUGUAGCAAGUUCUAGUUACUACCUCAAGUCCAUCAUCAUCUACCCAAUAAAAUCAUGUGGAGGAUUCAGUGUGGAAAGCUGGCCUCUAAGCAGUACAGGUUUCAAACAUGAUCGAGAGUGGCUUCUCAAAAGCCUGACUGGUGAAAUUCUUACACAGAAGAAGGUUCUUGAAAUGUCCCUUAUCAGUACCUUUAUUGACCUCAAUAAGGAAAUAAUGUUUGUGAAGUCACCACACUGCAAAACAAAGUUGCUGAUCAAACUAAACUCAAAUUCCAAUCAAUACAGGAGUAACGGAACAGAAGAAAUUUAUUUACAUGGUCAAAGAUAUGAUGCACAAUGCUAUGGACAUGAUAUCAACCAAUGGUUUAGUGAUGCUGUUGGCCAUCCUUGCAUUUUGUUACGAUCUUGUCAUUCCCAGAAUUGCUUCUCUUUGAGGAGGAACCAUAUGGGCUGUUGCAGAGAUGUGGACAGCACACUGAGUUUUGCCAAUGAAGCUCAGUUCUUACUAGUUUCUGAGGAGAGUGUGUCUGACCUCAACAACAGAAUAAGUUCAAACACUCAAAAGAGGACUCAUGGAGCACAAACUCAAGUCAGUGCCAUGAGAUUUCGGCCAAACCUCAUCAUAUCUGGAGGCAAACCUUAUGCUGAAGAUGGAUGGAGAAAACUUAAGAUUGGGAACUUCGAUUUUACUUCUAUAGGGGGAUGCAACCGUUGCCAGAUGAUCAACAUUUCCCAUCAAGGAGAGAAAGUAUGGAAAGCAAAUGAGCCUCUGGCAACUCUAGCAUCAUACAGGAGAGUAAAGGGGAAGAUUCUCUUUGGGAUAUUGCUGAGAUAUGACUUGGAAAAGAAGGUUGAGCUAGAUCAAUAUUCGUUGCUUAAAGUGGGGGAAGAAGUACAUCCAGAUUUGGUAUAGAGAUAAACAGAGAAAAUUCCAUAUGCAAAGUUGAGAGGGACUGAAGGUUUUGUUGAGAAGGACUUACAUGAAGGGUUGCAAAACUCCCAAACAGAAAGAUACUCGUAGGUACACAAUAAGACAAGGACCAGAAGCCUUCAAAAUGUUUUUGUUAUUUACACAUGCUCUAACUAGAAAAAGUAGGAGCACUUUUAAGGGGAAUCAUUUUUGGUCCAACCCUAGUUUAUACAGUGGAAGAAACUGUUCUAACCUAUAAGCUAGGUGGAAUAAACACUUGAGGAGCGCUAUUUGCACUCGACAUGGGCCUGAGUGCACAGGCACUCAUCUGCCAAUUGGUUUCCAUUUUUUUCUUUGUUCUUUUAAACUUUUUAAUUUAAAAAAUAACACCCUGGCCAAUUAAGGCCGAGUGCCUUUGUGUCCUCUUUCUCAUAGGUCUCCAGUUUGGGGUGGCAUGAAGGAAUUUAAAAAAGAGAAGGGGAAACCCAAAAUUGUAUGCACUAUUUUUAAUAUACCUCAAUUGGAUUGGUUAUGGUUGUAUUUUCAACUAGGCUUAUAUCAUCUACACAAAUGUUAAUUUUGGUUGGAUUUUGUUCUCUAUCUGCUGUUGGAAAGGCACAAGGCAAUGAUAAAGUCAUUGCGCCUGUUAAGUUUUAGCAAGAAUAACAUUGUUAUUGUCAA